Messenger RNA from Nerophis ophidion (straightnose pipefish), 1494 nucleotides. Its product is annotated as polymerase delta-interacting protein 3-like. Gene Ontology annotation, molecular function: mRNA binding. Gene Ontology annotation, cellular component: nucleus. Gene Ontology annotation, biological process: mRNA export from nucleus. The record is from RefSeq and is a predicted model, not a curated record. The coding region runs from base 19 to 885 and encodes 288 amino acids. NCBI's taxonomy places the organism in Eukaryota, Metazoa, Chordata, Actinopteri, Syngnathiformes, Syngnathidae. The transcript is spliced from 7 exons.
AGUGCAGUUCCCCUUUAAAUGAAGGAACUGAAAAUAAAUGUCCAUUAUCCUUUACAGCAACGUCCAGGUGUGGUUCUUGGUAGAGUGCGUCUUCCCUCACAGCCUUUGUCAAAUGAUCAAGAUUGCCCCCCCAGUAAACAACUGAAAAUGGCUACUCCUAACCAUAUGCUACCACAGGAUGGCAUAGCAGGAUCCCCGUUUUCCAUGUCGGGCCCCAUAACCAAGGUGGUUAAAAAUGAUGCUUACUCCGCCCCUCGGGCUCCCGUCCCAGUUGCUCCCACUCGGCCCACCACUGGCCAAGCAGCCCCCCGGCCCUCCGCUAUAGCCUUGCGUCCUGUUUCUCGGGCUCUCCAGCAAAGCUCCGCCGAGCCCAGCGCAGCACCUGCUGCCCCUCAGCCCGUGUUCAGCCCUCUGGAGGGAACCAAAAUAACGGUGAAUAACUUGCAUCCCCGGGUGACGGAGGAAGACAUCGUGGAGCUGUUCUGCGUCUGCGGUGCCCUGAAGCGGGCGCGCCUGGUGAAGGUGGGCGUCGCUGAAGUUGUGUUUGUCCGAAAAGAGGACGCCGUGAGCGCGUACAGGAAGUACAACAACCGCUGCCUGGACGGUCAGCCCAUGAAGUGCAACCUUCAUAUUCAGGGAAAUGUCAUCACUUCUGAUCAGCCUAUUCUCUUGCGGCUUAGCGACACCCCAGGUGCUGGCAGCGCACCCAAGAAGGACGGCCUGCCCGCCUCCCUGUCACGUUCCGCCAGCCAGCGAACGUCUCAGCCGACCGCCGAGGUGGACCCCCAGACCAUCCUCAAAGCCCUGUUCAAGUCCACGGCGCAGUCCACCUCCACCACCGAGCCCGCCGGCUCGCAGUCCACCGCCUUCCGCAUCAAGAUUUAGGUCCAGUCUGGUACCGCGCUUGAAAAGUCCCCCUGCAUCCUCUGUGGUUUCCAUCUGGUCAGCGGUCGAUCCACACGCUCAUAGUUAAAGGAUUUUACACACUGAACAUUUCUACUCUAAAGUGAUGGAAUGUGGAUAUUCAAUAAUCUGUUUUGCUUGUUGUGAUGUCAUUCAACUGUUAGUUUGCAAGAUGGACCAGUUUUUGUUUUUGUUUUCCUCCUCAGAUCACAUUUGGUUUAAAUUGGUUAUAAAUUUGAUGUUUUUACUACUACAGACAGGCACCACUAUGUGAAAUCCACCUAAACAGGAGGUGUUUGUCACUCAAAGGUGUGGACGUCAUUCAGGUUUGCCAGCUAAAAGUCAACAAAAUAGCCCCGAAUGUUUCGGUAUACACCAGUUUUUCUAAGACAAAAGAUUCACUAGAAUUUAUUGGUUAUGUAAACCAGUGACCGGAUACUCCUAACAUUUGAAUUGUGUGGCAUUCGUUUAUAUCUCCCUUUUGUUAAAUGUUGCUCCUCUUCUGUUUCAUACUGUAAAUUACGUUGCUUAUGAUUUGUCCGUUCAGAGCAGACUGGAGAGGUCAGACAUCAUUAAAAAUGUAGCUUUGUA